Molecule: messenger RNA, 862 nt
Organism: Emiliania huxleyi CCMP1516
Lineage: Eukaryota; Haptophyta; Isochrysidales; Noelaerhabdaceae
Exons: 3
Molecular function (GO): transcription cis-regulatory region binding
Source: RefSeq, a predicted model, not a curated record
UGGCGCGAGCAAAGCAUCAGCGGUCUUCUGCCAGCCUGCUGACUGGACCCUCUCCCCUUCUCCUCCGCCGCCGCCAUGACGCUUUCCUACGCCGAGAAGCAGCGCAUCCGCGGCAUGCUCGCUGACAAGCAGAGCGCAAAGACCAUCGCGCUGGAGUUUGAGGUCGGCGAGGCGGACGUGCUGGCGCUGGCAAAGCCGAAAGCGGCGCUCUCCGCCUACAUGUGCUUCGCGCGCGAGAACCGCGACGCCAUCUCGCAGGAGGUCGGCGCUACAGACACUUCGACCCUCUCCAAAGUGAUCGGCGAGCGGUGGGGGGAGGUGACGGACCGGUCGCGGUGGGAGAGGCAGGCGGCCGACGACCGCGUGCGCCACGACCGCGAGAUGGCCACCUACCAGGCGGGGCUCAACGCCGAGGAUGCUGCCGAAAAGGCGCGGAUCGCCUCUGCGGCGUCUGGCCCGUCAGACCGCGAGCUGGAGCGCGCGGAGAAGCGGCAGCGGCUGCAGGAGGAGGUGGAGGAGCGGGCGGCGGCGCCUAAGAAAGAGCGCAAGGCCAAGGUGCUCACCCAGGCCGAGCAGACGCUCGUCGCGCAGAACAAGGAGAUUGAGAGCGACAAGGCCAAGUCGGCCAAGCAGCGGCUCAACUUCCUGCUCGGGCAGUCGGACCUGUUCAAGCACUUUGGCCUUGCCAAGGAGGCGGACGCGUCGGCCAAGGCGCGGCACCGGAAGCGCAAGACCGAGAAGGAGGAGGACGAGGAGAUGAUGAAGGACCACAAGGAGGAGGCCGGCGGCGGCGGCUCCUCGUCGGGUGGCUUUGAGGAGAAGGCGCACGAGCGGAGCCGCCGCCUGGCCCUCUGCCCAAUCC